AUGGGUCAAAAUUAUACGGAGAAUAUGAAACUCGUGAGCGAUGGCAUUGCUGAUAUGUCUAAAAACCUUGAUAACCUAAUUACGGCUUUAGCUAGACAACAACUUGAAGAUAAAGAAAAGAGCAGGACCAAAGCUGUUGCAAAACGCCAACAAAGAGAAGAGGAACGAGUUGCUCGCACACAAGAAACAACUGAGAAUAAUAAGGUUCUCGCAGAUACCAUUACAACCAGUAUAACCACAGCUCUAACUACUUUGUCCACGACUCUGUCGACAAGUAUAUCCACUGCUUUGUCUUCUCACCUCAAUGGUAAUGGUAACAAUCCUGGUGAAACUCCUCCACCCCCACCUCCACCUCCGCCUGCCAGAGCUAGUGUUAUUAAUCUCAAGUUUCCUUACUUUGACAGAGAGGAUCCUGAUGGCUGGAUUUUUAACACUAAUAAAUAUUUCUCGGUGCAUACAACUGAUGAUGCCCUCAAGAUUACUAUUGCUGCUGCUAGUUUGAAAGGUGAUGCUAAUGUUUGGUAUCGUUGGAAACAAGCCAAAGUUAUGAUAGUUACAUGGGCAGAAUUUUCUUCGCAUGUUCGUGCUAGAUUUGCUCCUACCAAGUUUGUUGAUGCUCGACUCGCCAUUAGCACAAUCAACCAAAACGGGUCAGUACGAGAACAUAUUCCUGAAUUUGAGAGAUUGUUAAAUUUCGUUGAUUUUCCAGAGGACUAUUUGAUUAGCUGCUUUAUUCGUUCAUUAAAACCACAUAUUGGUUGUAUGGUCAAAUUGCUUGCACCACAAUCCCUAGCCGAGGCUUUUACCAAAGCAAUUCACCAAGAAGAAGCAUAUGCAGCUACUAGGUUUAUACCUAGACAACCAUAUCGUCCUCCUCAUAUCAGGACUGAUGCUAUAAUAUUAACAUUCUUGGAUAUCGAUGAGGAAGACACUGAUAUUCCUGCUGAGAAAUCUGAAGAAACUAUUUCCUUUGAUCACGCUGAAGUUUCAGAAUCAGAACCAAAGAUGUCCUUUACUUCACUUAUGGGAUCUUCUUUUCCUAGAACAAUGCGUAUUAUGGGUUAUAUGAAGGGUCAACCCCUCACAUUCUUGAUCGAAUCUGGUUCUACUCAUAACUUUUUGCACCCCAACUUGGCUAGGCAAUGUGGUUACAUUCCACAAGUGAACGAUACUGCCUUAUGCGUUACAGUAGGAGAUGGUGGUCAGAUGCAGACUAAGGGCUCCUGUCAUAGCAUUCCAUUCACAUUACAUGGCUAUUCUUUUUCAGCAGAUUUUCAUCUAUUGGAUAUCAGUGGAUGCGAUGCGGUUUUAGGUGUUCAUUGGCUACGCACAUUAGGUCCUAUUACAUGGAAUUUUUCUAAGCUUACUAUGUAUUUUCAAAACCAAGACAAAGAGAUUACUUCAGUUAUUUCUUCCACUCCAAGUGUAUGUCAUCCACCUGAAAUUCAACAGUUGUUACAUGAGUUUUAUGAUAUAUUCGAGACACCAACUUCUCUUCCUCCAGAAAGGAUACACGAUCAUCGUAUUCCACUAGUUUCUGGUUCUACUCCGGUCAAUGUGAAACCAUAUCGAUAUCCUUAUUUUCAGAAAUCUGAGAUUGAGAAAAUUGUUGUUGAGCUACAAUUAGCUGGAUUUAUUUGCCUAAGCUCUAGUUCGUACUCUUCUACAGUUUUGAUGGUGCGCAAAAAAGACGGCUCUUGGCGUAUGUGUGUUGAUUACCGUGCUUUGAACAAGCUUACAAUCAAAGAUCGAUUUCCAAUACCGGUUGUGGAUGAGUUACUUGAUGAGUUGCAUGAUGCAACUGUGUUCUCUAAAUUGGGUUUACGCUCAGGCUAUCAUCAAAUACGAUUGCAUAAAUCUGACAUUCCUAAGACAGCCUUUCGAACUCAUGAUGGUUAUUAUGAGUUCUUAGUUAUGCCAUUUGGUCUUUCCAAUGCUCCGGCUACUUUUCAAAUCUUGAUGAACCAUAUUUUCAGACAACAUCUGCGUAAGUUCGUGCUAGUCGUUUUUGAUGAUAUUUUAAUAUAUAGCAAGAACAUGUCUGAUCAUUUAGUUCACUUGUCAUUCGUAUUUGAAAUCCUUCGUUCUAACCAACUAUUUGUCAAGGAGUCUAAAUGCCAAUUUGCUCAAUCUUCAGUUGGUUAUUUAGGCCAUGUAAUUUCUGAGAAGGGUGUUUCAGUUGAAAACGAUAAGAUAGAGUGUAUCGUUUCAUGGCCUAUUUCUAGUACAAUCAGAGAAUUAAGGGGAUUCUUAGGAUUAGAAGGAUAUUACAGAAAAUUUGUGAAGGAUUUUGGUAAGAUCAGUGCUCCGUUAACUAAGAUGCUUAAGAAGGACGCUUUUGAAUGGACUGAUCAGGCUAAUGGUGCUUUUAAAUUGUUACAACGUGCGUUAAAUACAACACCAGUUUUGAUUCUUCUUGAUUUCUCUAAGGAAUUUUCAAUUGAGUGUGAUGCGUCUGGAUUUGGAUUGGGUGCUGUUUUAUUACAAUCGGGCAGGCCUAUUGCUUAUCACAGUAAACCGUUGGCUGAGAAGAACAGAAAUAUAUCGGUUUAUGAUAAAGAAAUGCUGGCUAUUAUAUCUGCAAUUCAGAAGUGGCGACGUUACUUACUUGGGCGGCAUUUCAAAAUUUACACAGACCACAUGAGUCUAAACUUAAGUGCACCUAUUUUCGGUGGAGUUACUGAGAUAGUGCAAGAAUGUCACACUGACAUUGAAUACAAAGAACUCAUUCAAAAGUUAAUUGCAGAUCCUACUUACAAACCAAAAUUUUCUUAUGUUGAAGGUGUGUUGCGUUACAAAGGAAGAAUUGUGGUAGUUUCAACUUCUUCUUGGUGCACAAAAAUAUUGGAAGAGUUUCAUACUCAACCAAUUUGUGGACAAUCAGGAUUUCUACGUACGUAUAAACGUAUGCAACAUAGUUUCUAUUGGAAAGGGCUUAAGCAGUUCGUCAAGACUUUUGUUCUUCAUUGUGACGUUUGCCAAAGAAGCAAAUCUGAAGUUGUUUCACCUCCAGGCCUUUUAGGUACUUUGCCUAUUCCUACAGAUGUGUGGAUCGAUAUAUCUAUGGAUUUUAUCGAUGGAUUUCCUUCAUCAAACAGAAAAAACUCUAUAUUGGUGGUAGUUGAUCGUUUGUCAAAGUAUGCUCAUUUUAUACCUCUCACUCACCCAUAUUCUGCGAGUUCUGUUGCAGAAAUUUUUGUGCGUGAAGUUGUCAGACUCCAUGGCAUGCCAAGAACUAUAGUGAGUGAUCGCGACCCAAUCUUUAUGAGAAAUUUCUGGGAGCAUACUUUACACUUCAGAACACAGAAUUAUGUCGCAGUUCAGCGUACAAUCCUCAGUCCGAUGGGCAAACAGAGUCGCCCUCCGUCAUCAAUUACAACUUAUUUACCUGGCUCAACUUCUGUGCAUGAUGUUGACUUAAAUUUAAAGGCUCGUGAUCAUACUCUCAAGCUACUGAAAUCCCAUUUGCAUGAUGCACAAUCCAGAAUGAAGAAAUCUGCUGAUUCUCACCUUGCUUACAAAUUAAAUCUUCCUACAACUAGUCGCAUUCACCCAGUAUUUCAUGUGUCGCAGCUUAAACUUAAGUUAGAAAUGACUACUUCUGUGGAACAGAUUUUGCCCGCAAUCAUCGAUUACGAUAAGUGGGAGCAUGAUACUAUUUUGGACAUAAUGAUGUAUAAUAGUAAUCGAGCUCGUACCAAAUGGCUCAUAAAAUGGAAAAAUCAUGCACAAGAUGAAGCAACUUGGGAAGAUGCAGCUGAUUUCCUUGUCCGAUUUCCAAAAUUUGAGGCUUGA
Molecule: messenger RNA, 3795 nt
Organism: Papaver somniferum (opium poppy)
Lineage: Eukaryota; Viridiplantae; Streptophyta; Magnoliopsida; Ranunculales; Papaveraceae
Exons: 6
Coding region: 1-3795 (1264 amino acids)
Biological process (GO): DNA integration
Molecular function (GO): nucleic acid binding
Source: RefSeq, a predicted model, not a curated record